Messenger RNA from Ilex paraguariensis (yerba mate), 7532 nucleotides. Lineage: Eukaryota; Viridiplantae; Streptophyta; Magnoliopsida; Aquifoliales; Aquifoliaceae. The record is from the annotation of a GenBank genome assembly.
ACAGGCAGGCAAUGCAAUGCCGAACCACCUGUACAGUGGUCAACUUUUGGCUGAUCCUACACGCGCCACCUUUUUCGCGUGGGUAAAAACCUCAACUACCAAAACUGACUUUUAAACUCGCACCCUAUCCGAAUCCUGACCGUCCAUUCUCAACUCUUUAUCAAAAUGGCAAGAUCCUAGCCCUCCGAUCCAGCCGUGCCUUACACGAUGCACUCAAACGCGUGAAUCUAACACCACUCUCGUCAUCGGUGCUUUGAUUCUUGCCGACCUCGGCUCCUUUCCAAGAUAAGGAGGUGAAGAAAGGGCGAAAGAGAGAAAUCGAGGAGAGAGAAAUUCGAAGAGGUAGAAGAUCCAAUCGACAAAAAAGAUUGACUUAGGGCUUGGGAGGUACAUGAAUGGCUUCGGGGACAACAGUGGGAGGUGGAACAGGAGGAAAUGACGGUUCUGGAGAGAAACAGAGGUGGGCAGAGAGCAAAGUCUAUACACGCAAAUCAUUCAAGGGUCUGAAAAAUCACAAUGUAACACAACCAUCACAAACACAAACACUAGCUUCUGAAGACGGCAAUUUGCCUCAGCAACAGAAAGUCUUUGGUAGUUGCGAGGCAGCCUCGGACGAUUCUUCAACACGGAAUCAUUCGCAGGGUUUGGCUGCUGGCCCACGUGAUGUGUUGGGUGGAAAUGGGGAGUUAAAGCUUGGCUUUUCAAGGCAGGAGAAUCGGGUAACAGUUGAUUUGUCUCAAAAGUCAAAGCAGGAAAUGAGGGAGCUAAGAAGGAAGCUGGAGAGAGAGCGAGACUUGGUUAGAAGUUUGGUGAGCAAGAUUGAGGCAAAGGAUGUGGAAACAAAUGGUGGUGGGCCGAAACGUGUAAAUUCAGAGGUGGCAUCCAUGGGAGUGGGUCUACCUCGUGAAAGUAGGCCUUUGCAUCAGUUGAGUAUAUCAGUGUUAGAGAAUAGUCAGGGUGCAAGUGAUACUGUGGAGAAAGAGAAGAGGACCCCAAAGGCAAACCAGUUUUACAGGAAUUCAGAGUUUCUUUUGGCAAAGGAUAAGUUUCCACCAGCAGAUAGCAACAAGAAAUCAAAAUCAAAUGGGAAGAAGGGUGGCGGAGAAUCUGUACAUGGGUUUGGGUUGGGGAAGUUCUCGAAUCAAGUGUUCAAGAAUUGUAGCAAUUUGCUUGAGAGAUUGAUGAAGCACAAACAUGGUUGGGUGUUUAAUACACCUGUUGAUCCAAAGGCUCUUGGUUUGCAUGACUAUUUCGACAUUGUUAAGCAUCCAAUGGAUUUGGGUACCGUGAAAUCUAGGCUGAAUAAGAAUUGGUACAAGUCUCCCAGAGAAUUUGCAGAGGACAUAAAGCUUACAUUUCGCAAUGCUAUGACCUAUAAUCCGAAAGGGCAAGAUGCUCAUGUAAUGGCAGAACAGCUGUCGAAUAUAUUUGAGGAGAAGUGGGCUGUAAUAGAGGCUGAUUAUAUGCGGGAAUUGAGGCUUGCGGUAGAUUAUGAAGUUGGUUUACCAACCCCUACGUCAAGGAAGCCACCACCGCUGUCACUGCCCCUUUCUGAAAUGAGAAGGACAUUACAUAGAUCAGAAUCAAUGACUCAGCUUGUUGAUCCAAAGCCAAGAUCCAUGAAUUCUGCUCAUUCAGGUAGGACCCCUACCCCAAAGAAGCCAAAGGCUAAGGAUCCUAACAAAAGGGAAAUGACUUAUGAGGAAAAGCAGAAACUUAGCUCAAACUUGCAGAAUUUACCUUCUGAAAAGCUGGAUAAUAUUGUCCAGAUCAUUAAGAAAAGAAACACUGCGCUCUGCCAACACGAUGAUGAGAUUGAAGUGGACAUUGAUAGUGUUGAUACAGAAACUCUUUGGGAACUUGAUAGAUUUGUGACUAACUACAAGAAGAGUUUGAGCAAGAACAGAAGAAAAGCUGAACUUGCUAAUCAAGGAAGAGCAGAAGCUGGGCCAAAUGUCUGGGAAGAGAACCUAGCCCCAGUUGUUGUGGAGACUCGAAAAGAAGCUGAAACAGAUGGAAAGAACAUUUCCUCGUUAUCUUUUGCUCAAGUGGAACUGCAGGGGAAUAAUGCAAGUAAAUCAAGUAGCUCUAGCUCUACCAGUGACUCUGGAUCUUCUUCAAGUGAUUCUGAUAGUGACAGUUCCUCUGGAUAUGGAUCUGAUGCAGGACAUUCACCUAGGAGUUGAGCAUACUGGAUUCAGGUAUGAUAAUAUCUUCUUACAGUUCCUAUCCAAAGUUGAAACAGCUAUUAGAGUUGAUAAGAAGAGGUAUAGUGCACCACUCUAUGCCUAUCAAACUCAUGUUGUAGUCCGGAACUCUGUUAACAAGUGUUUGAACAAAUGUUCAUUAUUAUAAGCACUGAAAUUGAAUUUUUUGUGGGUUGUGUCUUUUGGAUUUUGUUGCUUCUACUUAUGAAUUGAAGACCAUGUUCACAGCCCCGUGAUGAUUUUUUGAUGACCUGUAUUAAGACACAUCAUGGGUACCCUUCCGUAUUAAUCCACCACAUAGGUGGAUUUGGAACUAUAGGAAGGCACUUAAGAGUUGCACUUCAGUUGGUACUGUACUUGUGUUUCCAUACUCUAUGGACUUGGAGCGAGCAAUUAAUAUGUGCACGUGAUCCGCUUUCGUGUAUAAGAUGUUAACAUUUAGCAAACAUAUCUUUAAUGCUUGCAUCACCCCUGAUAAUCCUCGACUCCAAUUGUCGUUUCCGGCCUCAUCUCACCUAGCUGCAUGUUGAGAAAGCUGAUUGAUCAGCCACCAUUCUUGAAUGUUGGAGAAUUCGUAAGAUUCAUUGUCGAAUCAAAUCAUCGAUGAAUUUGGCUGGUUCAAAACUUUAGUCCACAAUUCCAUCUUUGUAGCCACACUUGUAGCUCAUCCUAGACAUCGCUGUAAACUUUUUUCAAUGGAUUCAUAUGCCUAAAACAAUACUGACAGCUGCAGUCUUCAAUUUGGUUACUUGUGACCCUUGUUUCUUAAUUCAGAUUGCAUGGGCUUCUCUUUCAAAUUGUGAGUGUGAUGUCUCAGGCUUUUCUGGCGUAAAAGGCUUUCUGGAAUAUAAUGAUUAUCCUAACGUUGGUGUCAUUUCUUGCUUUCUUUUCUUGGCGCAAUCAUCAUUUGGAGGUUCACUUCUGAUCACGGAUCCCCAACAUGCUCUUCAUCUCCAGCAAUUUUUAACAGAGUUGUAAUUCCUUUUGACCUCUCAUCUGCCGUGAUUACAACUGAACACAAAGGACUUGUUCUUUCGACAAUACACUCCAUAGGAACUAGGAACUCCUUCGUAGCAAGAAACGUGCUGAGCAAUGUAACUUAGAACACGAAGAAUUCGAUUUUCUGGACACACAAGCCAUUGCGUUAGAGAAUAAGGUUCCAGCAAUUGGAGCCACAGGAAAGUUACAUCCUUGCUUAAUGAUGAAUAUUUGGCCUGGUCUAUGAAUGAAAACCACCCGUGCCGAAUAUACACAAUUAAAAAUUGAUAUUGUUUUUUAUUCUUUUCUUAGAUGGACAAUUAUUGUCAAUGGGAAAAGUACGGUUGUCUACUCUCAAUUACUCCAGAAGUUUAAACUGUCAAAGAAUGGACACACCACGUUUAUUAGGUUCGCAACAUUUCUCUUGACAUCUAAACCUAGCUCACUUGUGGAGACAUACAACCAAGUGCAUAGAUAUAUGUAUACAUCGAACAUGAACCUUGGCGCACCGCUAUGCUCGGACACAUAGGGGUAGUAUCAAAGGUGGAAAGUGAGACUCGAUCAUAAGACCUCAAUGAAUGAUGGCUAUGCGACUAAAUCAAACUACCAAUGUCUCGCAAUGCCUGGGAUAAUAUGGAGGAGUGAUCUGCUUUUAUCUUUUGCUGUUUUAAAAUUUUACUAUUAAUAUUUAAUGGAUGAGAUUAUUAUCUUUGAAGUUGCUUUCUUAGUGAAGUCAUGGUAUCUUAGGUUGUUGACUUCUUGGUGACUAUAGGAGUCUUUGAUAUUUGGUUUUGAUGUGUGAACUAUCCUUGAGAGCUCACGUUUUGAUGAUUUUUAACCCCACUAUGGUUGAAUAUCUUUCAUAAACUUCUUGUUCAAAUAUCUUUUACCAAUUUCUCUACCCAAAUUUGCUCACAAUUCAAAAUUACGGUGGUCAUUUUUCUUUCUACUUCUUGUGAUCUUGCUUGUUGGCUUUAUUUUGAUGAAAAGCUAGUUAUUCAGAAAAUGAGGAAGUGGAAUUUUUUGGCUAUGGAGGGGCCUUUCUAUUAGGGUUGUCUUGGAAAAAUCUUGUUUUUGUAAUUAUUACUUUUUGUUAUUUAGUGCUUUGUAUUUUGCAUGUUCUUUUUCAAAGGAAACCAUUUUCCUUCUUUUCCCGUACUAAAUGAUGUUGCCAUCAAGAAAACGAAAGAAUUGCGUAAACUGUUUGGUCAUGAUUCUAUCCAAUGUUGGCAUAUCAUCCUCCUCAAUAAAUUAUUCAUUGCACUAGAGAGAAAAGAAGCGAAGAAAUCGGUUAAGAAACCCUAUAAUGUCUCUUUGUAUGAUUUUUUGUAUAAAUUGUUGGACUUUAAGAAAAUGACGACAUUUAAAGAUGGUGAUAUCACAAACCCAUCAAGGUUUUUCCUUAUUGUUUAGAAAGUCUGAUAUGGCCAUAAAAUACUUCAUUUCCAUUAAUGAUGUACUUGGGACAAGAAAGCAUGAACAUACCCACACCCAUUUAUUUCCACACUUGUAGCUUCGGUUAACAAUAAUGAUAUUUAAUAGUGGUUUCAUUUUUGUCAUAAAAUACUGAAAUGUUUUCUUAUAGGGAAGAGAGAGUAGUAGAAUUCUUGACAUUCAAAAAUCAAGAAAUUGACUUCUUUUCAACUUGUAAUGGGGACAGCUUUGACAUUUUAAAAUGUUCAGAGAGAUGUACUUGACAAAUUUGCAUUUAUAUAACUACUAAGCUUUUAUUCCCAAUCUUUUGGCUGAACCUUGUAGCGUUGGUGACAAAUACCUGAAAAGAUGUAGGAUUAGCUCUUUCAAACAUUUAUUUUGAAUAAAAGAGACACUCCUCAAAGUAUGAUGUGUCUAUGUUGGGUGCAUGUGUACAUCAACACUUCUCGGACAUAUGUUCGAUGCUCUUUUGGUUGUGUACAUUAUCCAUUAUAAAAAAAUAAAAAACCUACAUUUAAUACACAAGUCCUACUUCUCUCUCUGGUGAGUAUCUUUGAGAUGCUGCUGCCUUACUCUUCCUUCUCCCUCCUAACACCCCUAGUAUAAGUUCUAGGAAAAGGGAGUCCAUCUGUACCCUGAUUCCUUCUCUAAGAUGGGAAAGCUUCCUAGAGAGUGAAGCCUGUGCCAUAUCCAAAUUCAUAAAACAUUAGAGAGUGAAGCCUGUGAAUUGAAAACUUGAUUUGAUCUGCCGCCUAACCAAGAGUUAAAUUUCAACAAUUGCAUUUUAAUUUCAAUUCAAAUUCAUCACAUAACUGCUAAAUUAUAUUUUCAUAUAAAAUGGAUUAUUAUGUAGAUCAAAUUUAUGUGUAUCCAAUUUUGAGUCCAUGAAAUAUGAUAGAACAAUUUCGGACUGGAAUAAUCGAUAAAAAUAUAAAAAUUCAUAUUGGACUAAUCAAAUUUGGAUGAGCAUUGAGUUGGUGAAUUGGCAUGUCGUUACAUAUGAAAGAAAAAGAACUAGUGACUAAAGAUAGAAUUGUGAGAUUGAGUCACAUGAGCAAAGUUUAAAUCUAAGCUUUUCAUUUAUAAAUGAAUCUUAUUAAAAUCUUUAGAAAUAUUUUAAUGGGGGCAAGUUUUUAAAAAAUGGAAAUUCCUCAAAAUUUUAAACUGACCCCAAAACCUUUUGAAAUUACAGUGGGGGCAAUUGCCCCCACCCUCCCUCUGUCUACUUCUUGGGUUGCGUCUAUGAAGAAAGAAUAAACAUAUGACCGACACUUGAUGACUAACAUGUUAUUUCAGAAAUUGGUGGUUUUUCACGUUUUAGUUAUAUCAUGAAAAAACAAUAUGAUUUUUUUGGUUGGUGUCUUUAUGUACACUUGCUACACCUUUUCCCCAAGAAGGGAUGAUGAUUAACUAUUAUGGUCCAUUAGUCUAAAGAUUCAUGUUAGGGUACUAGUUCUAUGAUUUACUUACUAUAAAGUAAUAAUUUUCUGAUAGUGUAAAUAUAUGUUUUUUGUUGUAUAUUAAUAAACUAUUCAAUUUUGCAUAGAAGACGCAUAUAUAGUGUGUCUUGGUUGUGUCUGUGUCAUGUCACAUCCGCGUUACAUGUACCUUUAUGUGCUUCAUGGGUUUCUGAAGCUAUAUUUUGUUUUGGGGAUUGGUAUUUCCAAAGUGCAUUUCUGUCAUGGUAUCCCAUUUUUUCGUCAUUUUUUGGUCAUCACUUUUUCAAGUACUUUCUUGCAUUCUCCUUUUCCUUUUUUUCUAUAUACGUGUGCAUUUAAAAUUGGAAGUUGAGGAUCUCUUAGGCUUCAUGUGGAAUGAACUGUUGUUUAUCCACUCUUUAAAACAUUUUUCUACAUAUGGUCAUUGCGUUGGUCACCAUUUCAAAUUUAGUUUCUUUGAAGAGAAGUUGGUAAAUUAUAUUUGCUAUGGAUACUAGGCAUUUGUAUAUGUUAUGAUUAGUGCUUCUAAAGGAAAUGACGCAAAGGGAUUUGGGGCACAUUUCUUGUCUUGGGCAGGGUCGAUGCUAUUUUAGGUAUAUUACAUUUGGUAAACUGGUCUCUCCUAGAUGGAUUUUAGAAUUCUAGUUGUUAACCAAUAGGCAAAUGAUUAUGUGGUUUGCUUCCAAAAAUAAAUUAGUUCUGCUGGAAAGUGUCGCUGUAUUGUAAUUCCUAUAUUUAACCUUUUUGAAGCAUUUGAUCCUACAAGCUGGAAAGUAGGAGUAAUAAAUGAAUGUUGCAUAGAUGAGCCAGAUGUAAAGAACCAACAGCAUUAUAUGAAAAGUAAAAUAUUGCAUGGCAUCUUAUAUGAUGAUGUUGGGUCAUUUCGGUACUUUGAUCAUUAUGUCAUUUUCUUCUCUCAUAUUUGGGUCAUAAAUUCAACCUGAACACCUAUGAUUUACCUCCCAAUACUUGGUCUUUUUGUUGUAUAUUGUUGAAAAUAGAUAAUGUAAUGUAACGCCCGUGCUGUGUUAGUUGUCUACCUUUCUAUAUGGGAGCACCGAUCCAAGUUUCACUGCAAAGAGAACAACCAAGAUCCUGAAUAUUUUUAUCUUUCUACCAUGAGAUAUAAGUAUUCAAGACUACAAUUUUCUGUGAAAGGGAAAAAAAUCUGGUGCAUAUACUUUUGUUUUGGUAAAUAAUGUGGUAUAUAUUGCGGAAAGACUAUUAUGAAACCAGGUUUUUUCCCUGACAAUGCAUCGUCAACUGAACAAUCAAAUGACUCUUACAGAGCUGGGUUUUUCCCCAACUGAACAGGCAAAUGCAUUUAAAUGUCUUUUUUUUCUCAUUUACUAUGCUAAAUUUCUAUAUGUACUAGUUUGCUGGGCUUAUACAGCAGCAGUUGCUUAUGUUAUUGUUUAUCAAUCUGCAGAUCUCAUAAGUUUGAGCCUUGACAGUUGCAUUCUCCAUUCUGCAA